AUGGAUUACAAUGUCCGUCACACUCCCCAAGACCACCCCACAGAUCCUGCCCCGUCUACUAGGACAGCAAAGAAGCCACAAAGACGCAGAGUACGAUUCACUUCCGGACCUCAGGCCGGAAUUACCACCCAACGCAAUGGGCAAACCCAAUCGCCCGUGCGCGUGGAACCGGAAGUGUCUCAUGUACAGCCUUUACAGCCACCAAACACACACACUGCGGACUUCUCGGCCCAGCCUUCAGAAGCCUUGAAUGUCUUUACACAAAAUAUGUCACCAUGCCAGGCUGAAAACUGCUGUAUCCACUGUGCUCCUGAGGCGGUUGUUGUGUCGCCUAGAAACCCUGGCAACGCUCGAAGGCUGUAUACCAUUGUGCGCAACCAUGCUGAUCACACACAGCAGCCAUAUAGCAGUCCAUUCGGAUGUACCGCCCAGCCACAACAGCCAUAUAUAACAGCAGCCGUGCAUGCGAUUCAUGCAUCGGUUCCCUUGGGUUUCGAACCUCCUGGUCAGACGCAACAAGCCGAUUCUGGGGCACAUGGGUAUGCUGCUCGGAGCAGCGUGUCGUCCGCGAUGAUACCACAACACACCCCUUGGGCUCAGCAGCCAUGUGGCAUGUCACCUGAAUACGCAGUCCAGGCUCUGCAGGGUCAGUCACAAACAAUGACACCCAGGUACACUGACCAAUAUCAGCACUUGUACACUUCACCACCCGGACCGCCAAAUAGCAAUCAUGUACAGCAGCCACAUGUCGUGCCACAGGGCAAUCUCGAUCAUUCUCAGCAGUCGUAUGAUAUGUCCACAGAAACCCGCGGUCGGCCGCAAUAUCACACCAGCGCUCAAGGAAGGUUCGUGGAAACCCGGCAGGCCGUCCCAUCGACACCUACUCUCGGCACGCAAUGGACCACCGUGCCAAUUAGCCAGCCUCAACAGACUUUUACGUCGGUGUCAGGCGUCUCGGGGAGCCACGGGGUAUCUCUGCCAAACGACCAGGUCCAAUCUCCUGAAAGUCAAAGACCUCCAGACCUUCGGACUUGGCAAAGGAAACGCCCUGCCGAGGACCCCAUCACCGCAGGAAGCGGAGGACCCCCUGCUGCAAAGAGGCAGCAGCAAGGGUACAUACCGCCGGAAGGAUCCCAGCAGGCUCCUCGCACUGAUCAGCGUCUGGCGAUGUCAUGCAUGCGGGCCUUUCGGUCCCUGGACACAAAAUUCCAAGACUUGCACCAAGCCUACUGCGACAAACGAGAUCGAGACAAAUGGGAACUAUCCAAACGUGAACAAGAAUUCAAAAGACGUCAGCCAUCUAUGAGAGGCGAGUAUCAGCAUGCCUUAGAGUCUGUCAGACAAGAUCACGAAAAACAACGCAGGUAUUGGAAGGGUGAGUUGCGCACAAAUGAACAACGAUGGAAAGGAAUAGUCCAACAGGAGGACAAGAUAUGGAGAUCCUCCUACGCGGAGCUGGACAAGAUCUGGGAUACCUGGGUGCAAGGCGAUUUUCAAGACCUCGUCCGUCCUCAAUUUGUGCAGUAUAUCCGUCAUCUAGAAUCCGCAGUCUCCCGCUUGGGCUCAAAACCUUCAGGUCACGUGCCAUUACAGCGAGAGGCGCCCAGCGAACGACAACCCGCAGCUAGAACAACCACGACAGCAUCACGGUCGCCACGGCCCCCUGAUGCGGCACCGGUAAUGCCCCUGCCAACGCGUUCCCCCAGCGCAGAAUUUACAGUACCGCCCCCCGCACAACCCUCUAGUGCAGAGAUGGCCAUGCCGUCACCAUCUAGCCCCUCCAGUAUAGCAUCGACAGUAUCAUCAUCACCAACGUACUCUUCUACCCCGGCAUCGACACCGCCUUCAUCGCAUAUCCCUAGCAUAGGACCGAUAGGGCCGUCACCAGUAUACGUUUCGAACAACGUAGCACGGGCAAUGCUUCCACCACCCCACCGCGAUGUUGCAUCCACAAGACCUGCAUCAAUGUAUUCACCUGAGACAGCAAUAGCAAUGCCGCCACGAUUAUAUCCUCCUAACACAACGUCUUCUGUACCACCUCUGGCACAUCCUCCUAUUUCUGCAGCAGCCAUGCCACCACCAGCACCAUACCCUGCUACGCAAUCGACAAUACCGCCCCUACCAUAUCAUCCAAGCCCAGCAAUGUCUCCUCCAAUGCGACCUUCUGCCACAACAACCACGAUGCCACCGCCGCCGCUCCCCACAAGACCAGCGAUAGUGUCACCGCCACCACUUCCUAACAUUGUAUUGCCGCCGACACCACCUCCCGACCCUACAACUACAUUGCUUGCCCCGCUGUGCCCAGACAUAGUCACGGCAAUGCCACCAUCUCCACCGCCCAACAGAACAGCCACGACACCGCCACCACUGCUCCCUGAUAUAGGACUUGCGAGGCCUUCAUUGCCACAUCCUAACAGAACAAGACCUCUGCCGUUACCACGCCAUCCCAGCAUUGUGACAGUAAAACCGCCUUCGCGAUUCCCUCACCGCCCCGCCACGAUCCCAUCAGGUGCAGAAUUUCGACAUGCAGAAGUCUGGGGCGCAAAGACGAUGCCAGCGCAGCCACAUCUCCACGAAGCAACUAUAAUCCCGCCAGGGCUAUAUUCUGACAGUGUACGAGCGUGUCAGGAGCCAGAUUAUUACAGACCAUUGACGAUCCCUCCACAGCAGCACCCAUACACGGCAAUGACGAUGUCAUUAAAACCACAGCCCCUACGUACAAUGGCGAUGCCGCUACAGACACAAUCUGGCCCUCCAAGUGUUAUUCCGCACAAGAGCCAAUUUCGCAGACUUCAGGAGUCGAAACCGCGUCCUCCAAGCGCCAUGGCGAUGCCACCGCAGACACAACCCCGUAUACUCACGGUAGUUCCGCCAAAAGGCCAACUCCGCGGACUCCGGGGAGUGUCAUCAGUCUCUCCGUCACCAUCACCAUCUCUCUCGCCGUCACUUUCUCCUCCGCCCAAACCACCACCACGACGCCUCACGCUUCCCGCUGAGAUGGAGAUGGACAUGGGCGCUGGCAAUGGACAAGUCGGAGGAAAGGGGAAGGGCAAAGCAAAAGAUAAGGGUAAAGGAAAAGAAAGGGCAAUGACACCGAGGGAGAAUCUGGCGAGGGGGCCGAGGCGGCAGCUACCAGGCAACAUGAAUCUUGAUGGUGAUGACGAUGACGACGACUCGUAUCUCACGAGGAUUACAUGUGCUGGGUAUUGA
This is a messenger RNA of Fonsecaea pedrosoi CBS 271.37, 3210 nucleotides long. RefSeq lists its product as uncharacterized. The transcript has a single exon. Bases 1 to 3210 code for a protein of 1069 amino acids. The record is from RefSeq and is a predicted model, not a curated record. NCBI's taxonomy places the organism in Eukaryota, Fungi, Ascomycota, Eurotiomycetes, Chaetothyriales, Herpotrichiellaceae.